UAUAAAAACGGAGGCACUGGGGGGGUUUUGAGCGCAGAGCGGUUUGGUCGUUCGUCGGUGGAAGUUGUUUUUGUUUCUUGGCCACUGCGGCGUUUCGCUGAGCGGUAGAAGCGGUGUGGUGGUCGUGGGAGCGGUCUGAGACUUCGGCAUUGGGUGGUAGAAGAUGGCCCGAACCAAGCAGACUGCUCGGAAGUCCACGGGUGGGAAAGCGCCCCGCAAACAGCUGGCCACUAAAGCUGCUCGGAAAAGCGCUCCCUCUACCGGCGGGGUGAAGAAGCCGCAUCGCUACAGGCCCGGCACCGUUGCGCUUCGAGAGAUCCGUCGUUACCAGAAGUCGACCGAGCUGCUCAUCCGGAAGCUGCCUUUCCAGAGGUUGGUGCGGGAGAUCGCCCAGGACUUCAAGACUGACUUGAGGUUUCAGAGCGCGGCCAUUGGUGCGCUCCAGGAGGCUAGUGAAGCGUACCUCGUGGGUUUGUUUGAAGAUACUAAUCUGUGUGCCAUCCACGCUAAGAGAGUCACCAUCAUGCCCAAAGACAUCCAGUUGGCUCGCCGGAUACGGGGAGAGAGAGCUUAAGUGAAGGCAGUUUUUACAGUGUUUUGUAGUAAAUUCUGUAAAAUACUUUGGUUUAAUUUGUGACUUUUUUUGUAAGAAAUUGUUUAUAAUAUGUUGCAUUUGUACUUAAGUCAUUCCAUCUUUCACUCAGGAUGAAUGCGAAAAGUGACUGUUCACAGACCUCAGUGAUGUGGGCACUGUUGCUCAGGAGUGACAAGUUGCUAAUAUGCAGAAGGGAUGGGUGAUAUUUCUUGCUUCUCAUGAUGCAUGUUCUGUAUGUUAAUGACUUGUUGGGUAGCUAUUAAGGUACUAGAAUUGAUAAAUGUGUACAGGGUCCUUUUGCAAUAAAACUGGUUAUGACUUGAUCCAAGCGUUUAACAAUUGGGGCUGUUAAGUCUGACCAUACAUCACUGUGAUAGAAUGCGGGCUUUUUCAAGGGGGAAGAUACGAGUCUUAACCACAGUGUAACUUACAGUUUCCUAAAAAAAGAAGUAAACCUGGCAGCUAUAGAAUACACUAUGUGCAUUUAUAAUAGCUAUUUUAUAUAUUGUAGUGUCAACAUUUUUAAAUUAAAUGUUUUACAUUCACAUGUGGUGGGGAGUCUUGUCAUUAAGGUGUGUGUAAUUUAGAGUCCAGUUGGUUUUCUCCUAACUAGACUGCACUUGUUUUCAUAGUAGUAAAAUGCUUUGCGCAUUGUACCUUGCAUAAGUCCUCAUUCUACCACGUUAGCUAACCCUCUAGCCGAUAAUGCAGACACUAACGGGGGAUUUUAUUUAUAAGGGCUCUAGAAUAUAAUACAAGUUAUUUACACCAGCAUCAUCUGUUACUAAUAUUCUGGAUUAGUUAGUACAGCUUUUCUUUGUGUUGUGGUUGGUCUCAUAACUAGGUUGAGGUUUUCUCUACCGAGAGGAGACGAUACCUAAGUUCUUUUCCUUGUGGAGUUUGUAUUAUAGUAACCCUUGGAGUGAACUUGCUGUGGGGGAGGGGCAGACAGAUCCAGGUUACUGAAACUGCCAGUUGAGAUGGGGUGGAGUUAGGUUACAUCUGGUAUGCAGUCCUGGGAGAACCACAUUAUAGAGAUGGCCUUCUAAGUGGUUUUAAAAUUUAUCUUAUUGAAGUUUUUAGGUUAAUUAUGUAUGUUGACUAAAUGUACAAAUAAACUUGUUUAUCCAAAUAA
This is a messenger RNA of Equus quagga, 1730 nucleotides long. Its product is annotated as histone H3.3A. Gene Ontology annotation, molecular function: DNA binding; protein heterodimerization activity; structural constituent of chromatin. Lineage: Eukaryota; Metazoa; Chordata; Mammalia; Perissodactyla; Equidae. The record is from RefSeq and is a predicted model, not a curated record. Bases 164 to 574 code for a protein of 136 amino acids. Gene Ontology annotation, cellular component: nucleosome. The transcript has 4 exons.